AUGGCCAGCUUCAGCUACGCUGAGCGUGCGCCCGCUUCCUACGUGUCUGACAGUCCUGCGAUGCCCGCCCUGAUUGAACCAGGCUCCGCUGACGACACCGCUUAUGGGUUCCUGAGCCAGCAGAUCGCCAGCGGUGAAGCUGAUGAUGCAGCGGACGUGCUGGAGAAUACGGUGAACCAGAUCGAAGCUAUCCAUCAUCGCUACCAUGAAGAUCUGAUCGUUCCGUUAACUUUGCUGGGCGACGCCAGAAUGGCCCAACAGGAUUUUGAUGCUGCCUUGGACCUUUACACACGUGCCCGCCAUGUGGCACGCGUCAGCCAUGGUUUGUUUGAUACCCGCCAGCUGGCUGUGGUGUAUCGAGAAGCAGACGUUCUGAUCGCAGCCGGCGAUCUUCAGUCCGCAGCGAAGCGUGAAGAGUAUGCCUAUGAGGUAAUGCGCAAGGCUUAUCCGAAUUAUGACCCAGCGACCCUGCCAGGGCUGAUGCGGUUAGGCGAUUUCUAUUUAAAUACGUUUAAUUAUCUGUCUGCGCGGGCCAUUUACAACGCAGCGAUGAACGUGCACAGCAGCAACCAGACUGAUUUCUCACUCGAAGCGAUACCCGCACUUCGUGGUAUUGCAAUUUCUCAUCGCCUGGAACGGUUUCCGCCAAUUUAUAUCGCCAAUCCGGAUCAAAGUAGUUUAGACGGCCCUACCCCGGGACUACGAUCACCAGAAUUUGAUCGGCAACAAAUGGUUUUCAAUAAUUUCCCUGCAGGCGAAAAAGCCCUGCAACAGAUCAUUGAGAUACACCGGCGCCAGGAACCCGAAAAUCGAGCGGAGACCCUCAAAGCCAUUAUUGAGCUCGCCGACUGGCACCUCAUCUUUGGCCGCAGCAAUAUGGCAAACACACUCUAUUCGGAUGUGUACAGACAGAUGCUGGAUUCCGGCGCUGAUGCGGCCUCUUUUUUUGCGCAACCAACGCUCAUCUAUCUGCCAAUGCCCGAAAACCCCCGUCCCCCUCCAGCGGAUAUGCGUGCAGAACCAGCGGACGGCCUGGUUACCCUGUCCUUUGAUGUGGCACCAACCGGACGGAUACGCAAACUGGUGACCGUCGACAGCCAGCCCGAAAAGCUGAUGGACUUCCGGGUCCGGCGCAGUAUGAGACUUGCUGUUUUCAGACCGCAGCUGAUAGAUGGUCUGCCGGUGGUGGCAGAGGCGCAGACUUAUACCCACGAAUUCCGGUAUUUUCCGAAACUGGAUCCUACCGCGGCUGUGAUUAAUCCCGCCUCACCAACGCCAACAGAAGAAUCAUGCGGUCAGCAAGGCGAGCAAUCGGGCAGUGAACCCAGCGGUGAACAGGGCGGCCAACAAGGCGGUCAGCCGUCUUCUGACAGUUCCGGCGGGUUACCUGGCGGCGAAAUGCCCGGAGGACAACCCGGCGGCAUGCCCGGCAGUACAGAUCCCAACAGUUCCCCCGAUGGUCAAACUUCGGUACCCACCUGGGACGUUGAACAGGGCGGCGCCCAGGGCGAAGAAGGCUCCGAAUCAGGGGGAAGUCCAGGCUCGCCUGGCGGACAAGGCACUGGCGAGGAUGGAUGGGAAACAUCUAACGAGAUACCCGGCACGCCAGGCAGCGCAGACGGUGAAAGUGGCGAGGCCGGCAGUGGUCAGGCUGGCGCACCUGGCGAAGAAAACGGCGGAACACCCAGUGGCGAUGAUGAAUUAGACGGAGCGCUGAAAGACUUCGAUGGUGAGAUUCUCGCUGAGCGUGAAAUUAUUUCCAGCAGUCAGCCGGGAGAUGCGCAAGGUGGUGGUGGCGCAUCGACCCUGCCUUCCGGUUCUGAAAGCCAGGGACAGGGCAGUGGUGGCGACGUUGCCAGCACCAGCGGCCCACUGCCACCGCGACGCCAGAUUCCCUCGGCACCACCCCCGCCACCCCGCAGCGGCGAAUCCGGGCCUGAAAAUUUGCCCGACGCCAGGGACGACGACAUCAUUGCAAGGCAGUUGCGUGAAGCCGCCAUGCAGGAAACUGAUCCAGAACUUAAAGAGUCAGUAAACGUUUUGGCGCACCCGCUACUGACGUUGGCGCUGCCUGCCCUGCUACUGCUGGGCGGCUGCGUUAACCAUACAACGCGUAUUGUUGACAUGACGCCUCCUGAACAAUCAGAACGCUAUCUCGACGAAAAUGAAUUGUUGGACGUUGGUAUCAGCAUCUUCGACGCGAACGUGCCUGAAGACUAUGACGAACGGAUCGAAGAGAUCAUCCUGCCGGAAGUGCGCCGCGCAGAAUCACAAUACGUACCCUUUUUCGCCAAAAACCUGCUGCAAUCGACGGGCAACUGGGGCGCCGUAAGGGUUGUCCCACGACCAACCCACGCGGUUGACAUUAUGGUGACCGGCACCAUUGUGCAUUCCAAUGGUGAAAGCAUGAUCAUCGAAGCCACGGUAUCCGAUGCCACCGGCGAGCAGUGGUUCAGCCGCGAAUACUCUGCGCUGGCCAGCAAAUACGCUUAUGAAGAAGGCAUGCCGGAAAGCAUUGAUGCAUUCCAGGCGGUGUAUAAAAAUCUGGCGGAUGACAUGUUGGCCUAUCGUCAGGGUUUGAGCCCGGCCGACAUUGAGCGCAUCCGUAAAACCGCCGAGCUGAAAUUUGCACGGGAGUUUUCCCAGGAGGCCUUCGCGGACCAUGUUGUUAAGAAUGAGGACGGACAGUUCGAGAUCGUCCGCUUGCCGGCAGAAAACGACCCCAUGCUGGAGCGGGUCCGACGCGUACGGGAACGCGAGUAUCUGUUUAUCGACACCCUGGACGAAUACUACUCCAACUUUCAUCGACAGAUGUACCCUGCCUACCAGGACUGGCGCCGCGCCAGUUACGAUCAGGCAAUUGCCUACCAGGAACUGAGAGCCCAGGCUCGAUCAAGGAUGAUUGGUGGCACCAUGGCGAUCAUCGGCGGUGUUGCUGCGAUGUAUGAAAGCAGUGACGCCUACGUCGACGCCAGCGGCAUCGUCGGAGUCGUCGCCGGCGCAACGUUGAUCACCAGUGCGGUACAGAAGCGACACGAAGCAGAGCAACAGGCUGACCGAUUGAGGGAAUUGGGCAGCGCUGCUGAAGCUGAGUUGGUCCCCACCACUAUUGAACUGGAGAACCAGACGCUACGGUUGCAGGGUAACGUUGACCAGCAAUAUACAGAGCUGCGCCGUAUUCUGAAGCGCGUCUACUUUGAAGACCUUGGCCUUGCGCCGCUGUCGCAUCUGCAGGAAAAGCAGGACAAACAUGCCCUGCAGGAUGUCCUCGGCUUAUUGGACUGGCGGGGUUACACCACCGCCGCCGUCGUCCUUGUGGUGCUGAUCGGGGCUUUCUACUGGUUGCCGCAGCGGAUUGUCGAACCCAAUAAUACCCAGGCAGCUACAGCCAGCAGUGUCAGCGACAAUGCACCCGUGCCGACAACAGACAACAACGCUUUAGCGCCAUUUGCUGACGCGCAACAGGCCCGCGCCAGAGAAAAGGUUCAGCAGGCGUUGGCUGAAUUUGUUGAACGUCAAAUUCUACUGGAGGACACCAUGCAGGUGGAUCAGUGGGGGGCGGAUGCACUGGAUGCGGCCAUGAUGCAGGCUAAAGAAGGUGAUGGAUAUUUUGUUGACGAAGCGUACGACAGCGCGCUGGCCGCCUAUCAACAGGCUGUUAUCAGCAUUGACGCGGUCAUUUCUCAGGGCAACCAGUUGCAUCGAGAAUUUCUACACAACGGUGAUGCUGCCCUGCUCGCGCUGGAUCCAACUGCUGCAGAGGACGCUUUCAAUCAGGCAUUGACCAUUAAACCCGACGAUGCUGACGCAAAAACCGGACUGGCUCGAGCGCAGGGCUUGCCCGCCAUUAUCAGCAUGCUUCGCAGCGCAAAGAAUCAUGAGUUGGGCGGCCGCUAUGAUGAAGCCCUGGCAAUCUACAACGACAUCGGACGACUUGAUCCGCUCACCCCGAAUCUGCCUGAGCUUCGCGCAGCAGCCAAUGCCGCCAAGACCGGCGAUGAUGUUGCCUCACACAUCAGUCGCGGAUUCUCCGCAUUACAAAGGCAGCAAUUUGAACAGGCGCGCAGCGCCUUCAACGCCGCACUGAGCCUGGACAGCGACAAUGCGGUUGCCAGAGGUGGGUUACAACAGGUUGCUGAACAGUACGACCUUGCGGUGAUCAGCAAGCAUCAGAAGAAAGCUGAACUGGCAAUGGCGCAGGAGCAGUGGCUUGAAGCCGUGGAUGCUUAUCAAUCAGUACUAAAACUGGACAAAAACAUCCAGUUUGCGAAGCAGGGACUGGCCCAGGCUAAAGCACACGAAAAGGCUCAGCGUCUGAUGACCCGGAUCGUCAACGAACCUACAAAACUGUCAAACGAGAAGCUGUAUCUCGACGCACAGACUAUCGCUCAACAGGCACAACAACUUGAGUACGCCGGAGACGAACUGCAACGCCUGCAGCAGGAAGUCAACAAGCUGUUGUCUCUCUACGCAGACCCGGUCGACGUUAUAUUGCUGUCGGAUAAUGCAACCAACAUUGUCAUGUCUAAUGUUGGAGAGCUGGGCUUGUUUGAACGCCGAACAAUCAGCUUGCGGCCAGGCGCUUACACCAUACGAGGCAGUCAGAAUGGUUGUCGGGACAUAUUCCUGACCGUAGAAGUCCUGCCCGGCAUAGAGCCUUUGGACGUACACCAAAAUCCCGCCACACCCGGCCAGCACGAAGAAACCAUUGAGCCCCGGGUUUUUGUGCCCAGCGACAGCAAACCCCGGCGAGCUCGCCUGGCACUAUGGCAGAUUGUGCUGCUCGCGUUCGCUGCCACCGCGGUGGCAAUAUUCUGGUUUCUUUUCACUUCCAAAAGCGUGUUACUGGAUUUUCAACCACAAGCGGCUGAAGUCAGCGUCAGUGGCGGCUUCGCUUUUGAGUUAGGUGGCGUCUAUCUUCUGCGCGAGGGUAAGUACGAGAUUUCAGCACAAACACCACUUUAUGAACCUCUGCAGGAGGCCAUCCGUGUAGGAUCUGAACGCAAUCAGCGUAUCGCACUUGAAUUUGUACCCCUGCCCGGCUUUCUCACGCUACAACUGAGCCCAGCGGAUGCCAGCAUAGAAAUUAAUGGUCAGCCUGAACAGGUGACACCACGCCUCGAACUGGCCGCGGGGCAACACGAAAUAACUGUCAGCCACCCCCGCUAUAUCUCCAACACCUUGACCGUGGUCAUGCAGGGCAAACAAAUCGAGCAGAGCGAGCGCAUUGAGCUUGCGCCAAACUGGGCAGACGUCGCUGUCACAAGUCAACCUGCCGGCGCCAGCAUCUGGAUCGACAAUCAACCUACAGGUCUGCAAACCCCAGCUACUAUCGAAGCGCUGGCGGGCGAGCGAGAGGUCAGUAUUCGCCUGGAAGGCUACAAAACUCAUCGAGAGCGCAUCUUUGCCCAGGCUGGUCUUGCACUUUCACUUGCCCCGGUCGAUCUUGAGCAGGCGGACGCCGCCGUCACAGUGACGUCACGACCGCAAGGCGCAGGUGUCACCGUGAACGGCCGCUUUAUGGGGCAAACUCCGCUGGAGCUCGACUUGAAGUCUGCGCAGCGACAUAACCUGCAGAUCAUUCUCAAUGGUUAUGCCACCUUUAACCGGAGUUUGCAGCUUAAGCGUGGGGACAUUCGCUCGGUGCAUGCCGAUCUGGUACGCCAGACUGGCGAAAUUGUAGUUCGCUCACAACCCGCUGGCGCACUUUUAACCAUCAACGGCAAACCUGCGGGCGCGGCAGACCAGGUUCUGACCCUACCGGUUGAACCCCACGAUAUAUCUAUAUCGUUGGAUGGCUAUGCCGGCUACAGCACAGAAAUUACGCCAAAAGCCGGCCUCGUCCAGGAAGUGAGGGUGCGACUCCUGACACUGGCUGAGGCGCGCCUGGCGGCGUUAACGCCAUCAAUAACCACGGCUGCCGGCCAGAACCUGAAGCUCUUUGAGCCGUUUGAGUUCCGUAUGGGUGCCUCCCGUCGGGAACCCGGCAGGCGCGCCAAUGAAACCCUGCGUGACGUCAAGAUGACACGCCUGUUCUAUCUUGCUACCCAGGAAGUCACCAACGCGCAAUUUCGACAGUUCGCCAGCGGCCAUGACUCUGGACUUUUCGAAGAGGUCAGCCUUAACGAAGACGACAUGCCCGUUGCCUCUGUCAGCUGGAACGAUGCCGCCGCUUACUGUAACUGGUUAUCAGACAAAGACGGAUUGCCGCAGUUUUACAACAUGGAAUUUGGCAAAGUAACCGGCGUCAAUCUGCGCAGUACCGGUUAUCGCAUGCCAACAGAAGCUGAGUGGUCCUGGGCUGCACGAACCCAGCCUCGUACGAAGCAGGAUCCUACCGACGUUUUACGCUUCCCCUGGGGCGACAAUCUGCCGCCGCCAGACCGACACGGUAACUACGCUGAUCGCGCGGCCUCCGCCCUGGUCGGUCGCGUUAUUUUCGGUUACAACGACAACCACACAGCAGCCAGCCCGGUAGGCACCUUCAAAUCAAAUAUCUACGGUCUCUACGAUAUGGGCGGCAACGUGGCUGAAUGGACCAACGAUUUCUAUGAGAUAGCCAGCGCUGACCCGGUCACUGAUCCAGCCGGCCCCGCCAGCGGUGAGUAUCGAGUCAUCAAAGGCGCCAGCUGGAUGCACGGCACCAUCACAGAGCUACGUUAUUCAUUUCGUGACUAUGGUAUUGGCGGCCGCCAGGCCAGUUUCGCACAGGAACAAUCUGAAGCUGACGCCAACGACACUCGGGCACAGACAGAGACCGAAGAAGCAGACACAAAAAACGUCAGCGCGCUGAUCAUCGCCGUGAUUAUUGUGCAUCUUGUUUACGUCACCAUUAUCCGGCCUAACGCAGAUGCAAUCCUGCAACAGCAGGCGGAACUGGCGGCCAGCGGAGAACCAUUUGUUCAGGACCGUUCGCUUUAUGUUGUGCUACGGGAUUACGAACAGGAGUCCUGUUUUAUUCUGAUGUUCUGGGCGAUGGCGAUCAUGGGUUUGAAAGCGCGUUCAGCACUUGCGGAACGCAGCCUCCUGAAUGAAAACUUUAUUCAGGUCAGUGAGGGUGUGAGUAUUCUGCCGGAGGACACCAGGGAAUAUACGCGGCCUUUGCAGGGGUUACCCGAGGCUUCACGAGAGAGCCUGUUGCCGCGUACCCUGCUUGCAGCCCUGCAGCGGUUUUCUUCAACCCGGAACGUGCAGGAUGUUUCAGAAGCAGUGAAGUCCGUUUGCGAAGCAGAAUCUGACCGACUCGACAGCGAACUGUCGAUGGUGCGCUAUAUCGCCUGGGCGAUUCCUUCCAUCGGCUUCAUUGGCACCGUUCGCGGUAUCGGUGAAGCGCUGGGACAGGCCUAUCGCGCAGUCGAAGGCGACAUCGCCGGCGUCACUACCAGUCUGGGGGUGGCGUUCAACUCAACCUUCAUAGCUCUGGUGAUCAGCAUUGUACUGAUGUUCCUGGUGCACCAGUUACAGCUCAUCCAGGAGCGCCUGGUCCUCGACACCCAUACGUACUGUGAUCAGCGCCUGUUGCGCCAUCUGCAGCCACAUCAAGCCGCCCGCACCUUUACCGGCGCGGCCGCCCAGACGCCCAACGGGCUGAUAUUCGACGACGACGCACUGGCGCGAUCGCGAUCGCAUCCGCAGCAGUUCAACAACCGCUACCUCUCUACCAUCGCUGCAGAUCCUGUGGCCGGUGAUCUGGGGUUGGCGAAAAAUCAUGCGGAUCUGAUUUAUCGACAUCUACUACAGCUUGAUCUACCGGCAAGCGAGCCGCUUGUACUGGCUGUAUCAGGGCAGAUCAGCAACGCUCAACUGGGUCUGUUACUCGGCAUAUGCGCUGAAGCGCAACUGACGGUCAAAGGCUUUAUCGACCUUGCUCUGGGCCAGUCUCUGAGUAUCCCUGCAGACACCGGCUACCAUGUCCUGGAUGUUGAACAGCACCGGAUAAGCCUGGCAGAAAUCCAGAUCCGCGACGGCAUCCGCGUGCAAACCCGCACCACAGCCAUAGAUGGCGUUGGCACAGCCAGCAUCAUAGAAGGCUGGAUGAACGUCAUAGCUGAUGAAUUUGUACAGAAAACACGUUUCGAUCCACUGCAUUCCGGACAGACAGAGCAGCAUCUUUUUGACCAGGUGUAUCCCUGGCUCACCGAGAGUCAGAUGCAGGAUCACGUCGUUAGCAUCAGUAACGGAGAAUCCAGUCGGGAGGUUGAAAUAACAGCCGCCAGACUCCUGGAAAAACUCACUCAGCGGCUUGCCGGUGUUGAGUUGGGCCAAGUUGACCAUCUGGUGCUGACGCCAAGGGCUGCAUCAAUACCCGCGCUCAAAUCACAGCUGGAGCAGCGCGUACAGCAGUGCAGUGUCGUGUUGGAAAGCGACAUUCUGGGUAACUACGAACAACUCGCAGCAUCGCUAUCCGAUGCUCAGGUGAAAAGAAUCAGCCAGGCAGCCAAUAUUGGCACUCGCCGCUCAAACGAAUCUGCCGCUGACGCCUUCCAGGAAAACCCUCACACCCAAGCGUUGGCACCCAACACCCUGGCCACCCACUGGCUGCUGCAACAUACGGCUUAUCCAUUGGAUCAUCCAACCCUGACCGCGGCAGGCGUACACAACGGUUCCGAAGUUGCUGCCGGGACCCAGGUCACUGUUGCCGGCCAGACGUACACUGCGAUUCGAGUUACCUAA
Messenger RNA from Symbiodinium pilosum, 8673 nucleotides. The record is from the annotation of a GenBank genome assembly. NCBI's taxonomy places the organism in Eukaryota, Dinophyceae, Suessiales, Symbiodiniaceae.